GUAUUGAUAAUACGCUUAUUCUCUAUAGUUUUGAAAUUAUACAUAUCAAUUCUACACAUCAGAUUCUGUCUUGAGGCCUAGAAGAAUAGCACCCUCAACGCUCGUUGAAUAGUUUCCAGCCACCACAAAAGGCCCUGAAACUUUUCGAACAAUAACUAGUGAGAUUUUGAGAUAUUCUUCGGUGCUUUCCGGCAACAUGGAAAAUCUUGUAAACUCGCAACCGGCUGACUCAAGGCAUCCGAUGAGCUUCACUCACACAAAACAUGUUCUCUUCUCCCCGCAAUCUGCCGAUGGAACUCUGCCGAUUGAUACACAAAUACCACUUCCUGAGGUGACAGAAAUACGAGGUAGUGAUGAUAUAGGCUACACAAGAACAAAUUCAGAGUUAAGAGAGGAAGACAAUGGAAGCUGUCACGAUCUCAGGGUAUCAACAGAGUAUCCUGAUAUUUCGAAGAGACCUUCAGUUCUUCGUGGCGGACGAAAUUCGGGAAAGGAAGCUGGAGAAAAGAUACCGCGACCCAAAUACGUAGCAAACCAAUCUGCACCCGAAAAAGAUCGAUUAAGUAUGAAGGCAAAGCUAGAUACAUAUGGACCAGUAGAAUACCAUUUACUGAAACCAGAAUGCAACCAUAAAAGUAGUCAACCUUCCACAAGCUCAAGCUCGGACAUGUUCAACGACGGCAAUUGGUCUCAAAGCCUGGAUGAGUACAUCUUGCAAAGGCGUCAUGGUAGAAAUAUCAAUCUAAGCGCUCCUACUCAAUUUGCCAUGUGCUGGCCCCCACCUCUUUCCUAUGGAAACAUCACGGUGGAUUUUCACACUCCUCUAAUUUUUGAUCCGAAGUCGAAUUUUAACCACAAUGUCGACACUGAAAGCGAAGCUUCUUUUUUUCCAGGAUCUGAGAUAGCAGAUCCUGUGCCAGACGACGACGCCAAACAGUCUGGGAGCUACAAUAUUCCAAAGAUGCCGGGUACCUGUCCAAGCUCCCCUCAGAAGUAUCGGCCAGGUAGUCAACCUUUGUUCUUUUCGUCAAAAUUGGGAGCAGCUCAAUUGCCUUCACAAAGCCAACUCUUUGCAGACGUAUGUUCUAGGGAUACACCAAAGUUCCUUUCUAACAAUGAAGUAAAAAUGAAUGGCGUAGGUGGUGCACAGUCCAAGGGAGACGUUUCUCCACCAAGACGCCCCAAGUACGUCUAUGAACCCAGGGACUAUUCGUUGCGACCUCGAGAGCCCUGGGAAUUUCCAGAUCUUUUUCCUCUGACGCAUUUACAAGGAGUCCCUGCUGCUAAUUGGCCUGAUGCCUCACAGCGCAUAUUCUCUACAGCUAGAGUUCAAAAUGAAACUGCCGACGAAUUCAGAGCCAGAAGGCGUAGACGCAAGCAUGUAAUCGAUGAAGAAGAUUUUUCAGAUGAGGACUGGGACGCUCAAGGGGAACCUAAAAAUAUUCUCCGUCUGCAUUACCAGGAACUGAAAAACAAAGGCAAUGAGUGGGAGCCGUUGACUAACGAAAAAGCUGGAGAAUUAAUGGCAAGAGGAAGAGUCGAUAAAUAUUGUAGUGUGAGGAUAUUAGACACAACGGAGAUUGAAGUGUGUAAGCGAAAACAGCUUGAAACGUAUAAGCGAAGAAAGUAUGAAAAUGAGCCACGAAAGACUCCUCCUUCUUCAUCUUCCUCGAAGCAAUCUUCAGAGCCUCACAAUGAUUCCAAAGUCAAUGAAGGCACCGAAUUGAAUAUAGUAGUAACAGUUCCACCUCCAACUUCAGGACCAAAGCCAAGUCGAGGAUCACGGGUGCGUGUUAAUGGAAGGUUACUUACCAAUGCCCAGAAGGAAGAGAGAGAGAAAUCUAGUAGUAAGAUAGUCGCUGAUUUGCGUCAUUUACAAUAUGAGUCUGAGGCUAUAAUGCAGAACCUCUGGAACAAUAGCCAGACCAAUGGUGACAAAACUCUGGUAGAGCAAAUGAAGAGAGAAUUACAAGACAUUCGGAAUAAAGCAGUUUUUAUGGAAAUACCGGCAACCGAAGAUGAUCGACACAGGGCGGCGCGUCUCAUUCUUGAUAUAAUAGAUUCUAACAUGCGACCUAUCGCAAAUGGAUUUGGGGCUGAUGAUAAAAUGAAUUCUUCGCGCUGGUUCUCUCAUAACAGAUACACAGAUUAUGAAGGAUUAAAGAAGGCUAUAGAAAUAGAGACGGAUCAGUUGAAAAAACAAAUGCUUCUAGUUUCCAGAGACUCCGACGAGUACAAAUUUCUCGAAGAACGGAGGGAAUAUUUGGAAGAUGAAGAUACUUAUUUAGAAAAGAGGGAGGAUUUCUACGCUUAUGAGGUGAAUGACGACAACAAAUGGUGUAAUGAUCACGAAAAUCACAAUCCCCCUCUGAUGCCGGGAGACCCACGUGUUAGUGCCGAAUAUGGUACAGCGAUAGGUAAUUGGAAUUCACAAGCUUCGCCGCAAACGCUAGAGGAAGAGGAAGAAGAUCUUGAAAAGGCAAUAAUGAUGUCAUUGGGUGAAAUGGGACAGGUCGAGCCGGUGGGAAAAGAUAUCAGUGGUAGAGCUAAUGACGACUCGGCUGCACGAAGUACCAAGCUUACAGCGGAUGUGUUAUCCCAAGCACAUUGGAAAGACAGCAAGUCAAUUGCGCAGUUUCAAGACGACUCAAUGGAUGAGGCUGCAUUGUUUGAGAAAACCAGGGCUAUAUCGCUUGCGCUUUAUCAAAAUGAGAGUCCACCACUCUCCGGCGAUGAAUAUUAGGGUAGCAGGGGCAAUUUGGAGGAAAGAGAUGGUAUUGAGAGUAACAAAAGGGCGACGAAACAGGUAGAAAAGGACUUCAAGUUUUUGUCUCAUAAGAUAGUUUUAAGGAAAGUUUUACUUGGCAUACGUCCAAGAACAUUGGUAUUUGACUCUACAGCGUUGAAAUUUUAAUUGGGCAGAAUUGUUAGCUAUCGCAGGGUUUACAUAGUUACUCAAUUGUUGUCAAAGAAAAGUUUCUCAUUGAGAGAGUUUUUAACGGCAAUGAAGUUGGUAUGGCAAAUAAAGAAUGUGGUUGGGUGUUGUCAGAUAUUUGUCCUACAUCCCGAUGUUGUGGAAGCGAAACGGGACGGCUAGUCGCAAGGGGCUGCGGAUAGUUAUGCCAUGCAGUGCAUAGGUAGCGUAGAAAUGUAAUGCAAUUCAUUUGGUAAAACAUGCA
Molecule: messenger RNA, 3179 nt
Organism: Botrytis cinerea B05.10
Lineage: Eukaryota; Fungi; Ascomycota; Leotiomycetes; Helotiales; Sclerotiniaceae
Exons: 4
Coding region: 197-2743 (848 amino acids)
Source: RefSeq, a predicted model, not a curated record